UCCCUCAUUCUUGCGUCUCUGGGAAAAUUAGGGUUUUUGCGCCUCUCACGCUUAUCGCCGCCAAGAUCUUUCCUCCGAAUGGAUUCUCAAAUUAAGCACGCUGUGGUGGUUAAGGUGAUGGGUAGGACUGGUUCGAGGGGUCAGGUCACUCAGGUUCGAGUCAAGUUCACAGACUCUGAUCGUUACAUCAUGAGGAAUGUUAAAGGACCCGUGAGGGAAGGUGAUAUCCUAACCUUGCUCGAGUCUGAGAGAGAAGCCAGGAGACUCCGUUGAUCAUCUUCUUCCUACUACUCUACAAAGCGGGAACAUUCUCUGUUUGGAUUAGUGAUUAUGCUUUGGAGUAUGAAUUUUGUUGUUUCUGUAAAAGACUAUUGCUGGAUUCAUAAGUGUUCUGGUUACUUUGGUUAUUCGAAAUCUCUUACCUUUUUUUUU
Molecule: messenger RNA, 432 nt
Organism: Capsella rubella
Lineage: Eukaryota; Viridiplantae; Streptophyta; Magnoliopsida; Brassicales; Brassicaceae
Product: 40S ribosomal protein S28-1
Exons: 2
Coding region: 79-273 (64 amino acids)
Biological process (GO): ribosomal small subunit assembly; translation; maturation of SSU-rRNA
Cellular component (GO): cytosolic small ribosomal subunit; ribosome
Molecular function (GO): structural constituent of ribosome
Source: RefSeq, a predicted model, not a curated record